AUGACCAAAGAGGAUGAUGUUGCCAAGUAUUUUCCCAGGAAUUGGACUGGACGUACACGUGUAGAGCAACAUGAAUUAUUUGAUCAGAUGUUGAUGUAUUUGACUCAACAUGAACUUCAUAAGAAACAUGUUCAAAAGAUUAAAUAUGAAGAGUGGAUGUGUGAUGCUUUGCUCGUUAUGAAAGAUUGUACACAUUUCUUUGCAGAGGAUUUGUAUAUAGAUAUACUUAUUUUUUACGGACUUCCCGAACUAGAAUACGGUCUCAAGGAUUAUAACAUGUAUUGUGCUAAUGAACUUGUACUGUCUAGAUUGUACGCUAUGUACGAAGAUUAUUAUGAAAGAGAUGUGGUAAUAGAUAUGCGAAUGUAUAUUGGUUUAUUGAUUGUUUUACAGCAUAUUAAAUAUCUUCUACAGUAA
Paramuricea clavata is the source of this 417-nucleotide messenger RNA. The record is from the annotation of a GenBank genome assembly. Lineage: Eukaryota; Metazoa; Cnidaria; Anthozoa; Malacalcyonacea; Plexauridae.